UGAUCGAGCGCUGAUCAUGACUAGUCGACUGUAUUGUUGCUGACAAAAUUGUGAGUGCUGCGGAAAGACAUCAACGGCUGGCAUUCGGCUAGGCUAGGGUUGGAGACCAGUUAGACAGGCACUCAGUAGGGUUCUGGAUGAUGUAUCUGCCAAAAUGCCAUCGCCAGACCCUAGGGCGAUGAAGAUGACACCUUUUUGAAAGACGAAUAUUCGAAAUUUGUUGGUUAGCUGUGCUAGGAUGAUUAGUGUAGUAGCGGUAACGUUUGUAAUUGUAAGGAUGACUUUGGUUAUGGUAGAGAGGACCAUUACUGGCAUUAGGCAUUAGAUCUUUCUAGUCCUCACACUACAUAGUGCUGUAGAUAAGACGUGCACUAGAAAUAACACUGUGAUUGUUGGUUGCCAGCAACAGCGGAUUUACCGUGUUCUGACACUGACAGUGGCACUCUCCAUGUAGUUGCUGCUGCCACGAGUUGAAUUGGUAGUGUGGGCGAGAAGUGAAGCCAGACGCAACGCACGCUACUCCUUCAGAUGCUGCUACUAGUUGAAUAGUCGAUUUCCCACUACAAACAUUGAGUGUCUCGGGAGCGACAGCCUAGUCCACCUUAGGCUUAGAUUUAGACAUAGUUCUUCAACAAUGUGAUCACGAAGUUCGCCAUACGUGGAUCGGAUCAGCGGCGAGUUCAUGAUCAAUCAUGCGCAGCCUUGAUUUGGCAACCGGUGGCAGGGAAGACGACAUGUUGGAGAAGUCGGUUGCAUCUCCCACACAGCAUAACGUCAACCCCAACAAGCCAUCUAUGGACAAUAGCCUGACCAAUAUUACAUGGCUCGGGGAUGUGAAUCUUCCCAGCUCCCUAGAAACUGUGACAUCUUCUACAGCUGGCAAGUGCAACCCUCCAAGCAGCCCGACAGCAGACAACAAUGGCAGGGCAUGUACUGAGGCUCUUCAACAACGUCGAUUCUCAAAUAUAUCUAAGCCAGACGUCAGUGGAAGCGACACAGCAUUUUCACAGCUAGAUGAUUCCUCGUCCGCUCCAACACCGCCUGAUACAAUAGAGUGCACAUGCGAUGAUAUCACCGAUAAGGAAAACGAAGAGGAGAGUCGCCGUCCUCCGUAUUCGUAUGCAGCGCUGAUCGCCAUAGCAAUACACACGUCACGUGACAGAACCAUGUCACUGACAGAGCUGUAUGAGUGGUUUGAAGACAAUUUCACCUAUUACCGCAGUGCGAAGAAAGGAUGGAAGAACUCGAUUCGCCAUAACUUGACGCUAAGGGCAUGUUUUCAACGAGUGCCUACACCCAACGGCCGUGGAUCUCGCUGGACUCUGAAAGACUGCCCACAGACUGAAGAGCUUCUCGGCAUGAGCAAACCUCAGAAUGGCACCGGCCACCCGCACACGCCCCUGCUUGACGUAGACCAAUCCGGCAGUGUCCAGAUGGUGUCGAGCUGUCCAGCAGACUCUUCAGACGAACAGGCACGCUCACUCUAUUCCUCCACUGUUCCUCAGCAUGCUGACAGCUGCGGAGUCGAGCCCAGUCCUAAGCGCCAAUGUUCAGUACAGCAGCAACGUGGACAGGGGAGCCAUGCCAUAUCCAGUGACAGUGUUUUCAUUGGUCCCAUUCCCUGUGAUCUGCUCAGCUCGUUUUGUCCAAGUCAAGGCCUCCUCAGGCACUUGCAGGCCGUCUCAGCACAAGUCGUACAAUCGCAGAUAAAGGAACAUCUCGCACCGCUGCACCACUUUGCCCCUCCAGGUCUGCAUGCAUUCCCAAGUCCGGUGGAGGAGUUUGAUGGCCCAAUACUACCACUGCCUCAAACGUAUAGUACUGCAGUAGCAACAGCAGGUGUAGGGCAAGGGUCUGGAACUACGCAGCGACCUCAACGGCUGCCUGCAAUCCAACAGUUCCCAGGGAUCCGUACUAGGCUAGGCAGCUCUGCUCCUAGUGGUAUAACUGUCGGGUCAACUCCUCCCAACCAUUGUCAACCUCAUUUAUCUGUCCCUUCCUUCACAUCCGCACAUCCUCAAUUCAGCAACAACAUGAUCCAGAGUCAUGGUACUGCUAUUCCAGCAAUAGCGUCCAAAACACUGUGUCAAUUCCUGCAACCGCCAGGCAACAUGAUGUCAACACCUGUUCCCCAGCCAACAAUGGCAAAUGGCAGCCACAGACCUUCAUCGUCUGCCAGUAACCCAUCGCAAUAUCAAAUGAGCGCACUGGAAAUGAGUCAAGGGCUCACAACACCAGCAGCAGCAGAUACUCCUAGCGACACAUUAUCUCCUACAACUCCAGAAUCCCAGCCAGCAGAUCCUGAGGCACAAAUUGGUGAAACGCAUCCCAGUGGGAAAAUAUCUUCUCGCAGUCAACUCGGUGAUAUCACCAACACCGUGGCACCCAGCAAUGCUCAUGGUGUGCAGGCUUUGAAGAGCAACUGUGACACACCAUGGACAAUAGGCAACGGCACUGUGCCAAAUCUUCCUAAUGGUUGGAGUCCCACACUAGCGGGGAUGAUACCUCAGAGCGAAGCCAUGACUGAUCUUGAUAUGGACCUGUUUGAUCUGCGAAACUACCUUUUCUCUCCGCAAGUUCGUGCCGAUCCUUCUCAUCAGCUGUCCAGUCCCACAUUCAACAAAGCAGCUGCAGACUCUAUGGAUGCUGCUGGUGAUAAGAGUGACAUGGCCAGCGCAGGCAAUACGGCUAUAGGCAACCAGACACCGUGCGGCCGACCGUCCUUUAGAAUGCCCGCCAGGUUUCUUACGCCAGGAAUGGGCUCUGCUCCGGGCCCGGCUGGCACCGACAAUUUCCUUGGGUUCUCUCCAAGUCUUCUCAAGCCCAUCUAUGACCAGAGUGGUCCGAUCUCUCCGCUCAACCUGGGUAUGGAGCGCAGCUGCAGAGCAGAAUCUGAUUCUGCUAGCGCUACAUGCUCACAACAGGCUCAGGCACUGAAAAGCAGCACACCAAGGAGUGUGUCUUCGCUUUCAGUGCCGGCCGGCAAUCCAUAAGAACAGACACAACAGGAUGCACACUAGGUUACAUUAACUCCUUUUCCCCUGCCCAGUCCCCUGCCCAGUUCAACUGAAGAAGUCUUUCAAUGACUUGCAGGUAGCUUUCUUUUCACAUUCAGUCUACAUGUAUUUCAUACCCUCCACAUUUUGGUGAAGCAAGAUGCCGUCAUUGUUUAGUUACCAUCACACAUCAGUGAGGAGAAUGUUAGCUUGAAUAGUGCCGUGAUGCCG
Messenger RNA from Sycon ciliatum, 3227 nucleotides. RefSeq lists its product as uncharacterized. Gene Ontology annotation, molecular function: DNA-binding transcription factor activity, RNA polymerase II-specific; RNA polymerase II cis-regulatory region sequence-specific DNA binding. The record is from RefSeq and is a predicted model, not a curated record. The coding region runs from base 693 to 2993 and encodes 766 amino acids. Gene Ontology annotation, cellular component: nucleus. The transcript has 3 exons. Gene Ontology annotation, biological process: regulation of transcription by RNA polymerase II. Lineage: Eukaryota; Metazoa; Porifera; Calcarea; Leucosolenida; Sycettidae.